Nestor notabilis (Kea) is the source of this 1391-nucleotide messenger RNA. Its product is annotated as proto-oncogene c-Rel-like. Gene Ontology annotation, molecular function: RNA polymerase II cis-regulatory region sequence-specific DNA binding; DNA-binding transcription factor activity, RNA polymerase II-specific. Gene Ontology annotation, cellular component: cytoplasm. The transcript is spliced from 6 exons. Lineage: Eukaryota; Metazoa; Chordata; Aves; Psittaciformes; Psittacidae. Gene Ontology annotation, biological process: regulation of transcription by RNA polymerase II; non-canonical NF-kappaB signal transduction; cellular response to stress. The annotation marks the transcript as partial. The record is from RefSeq and is a predicted model, not a curated record.
UGCCUGAAGAACAGCUCCACAACAUCGAUGAGUACGACCUCAACGUGGUCCGCCUCUGCUUCCAAGCUUUCCUCCCCGACGAACACGGCAACUACACCUUAGCUCUUCCUCCUUUGAUUUCCAACCCCAUCUAUGACAACAGAGCUCCCAACACCGCAGAACUGAGGAUUUGUCGUGUGAACAAGAACUGUGGAAGUGUAAAAGGUGGAGAUGAAAUAUUUCUGCUGUGCGACAAAGUUCAGAAAGAUGAUAUCGAAGUCAGAUUCGUCUUGGACAACUGGGAGGCCAAAGGUUCCUUCUCCCAAGCUGAUGUUCACCGUCAGGUCGCGAUUGUGUUCAGAACGCCGCCGUUCCUCAGAGACAUCACCGAGCCCGUCACCGUGAAGAUGCAGCUGAGGAGACCAUCAGACCAGGAAGUCAGUGAACCCAUGGAUUUCAGAUACCUACCAGAUGAGAAGGAUCCAUAUGGCAACAAAGCAAAGAGGCAGAGAUCAACGCUGGCUUUGCAAAAGCUCAUAAAGGACUGUGGAUCAAGUGUGACAGAGAGGCCCAAAGUGGCUCCGUUCCCUGGUGUCCCUCCUGAAGGGAAGAUGAUUAAGAAAGAACCAAACAUGUUUUCCUCUGCGCUGCUGAUGCCGGGGUCGGGAGCCUUGGACAACUCUAGUCAGAUCUACCCUGUGUGCAACCAGAUGCCCCACGCGCUGGCGCCGGUGGGGCUGGGGAAGCAAGACACGCUGUCCUCCUGCUGGCCGCUCUACAGCGCCCCAAAUUCAGCCGGCAGCCUGCUCGGGGCACACACGCAGAACAGCUUUGGGGCAGACGUGUCCCAGCCUGGUGCCCAGGGCGGCGGCUCCCUCCCAGCUUUCCACGACAACGCUCUGACCUGGCCUGAUGAGAAGGAUUCGGGCUUCUACCGGAAUUUCAGCAGCACGAACAGGCUGGGCACGGUGUCGGUGUCAGGGCCAGACAUGCGGAGUGUGUCCAGUAACAGCAUCGCGCACCCGGCUCACCCCUCCAGCAUCUCCACCGCCGGCAUCGUCAACAUGGAGACAGACGACAUGACCUGCACCAGUAUGAACUUUGAUAAGUACAACCCCGUGCUGAACAUGAGCAACCCCCGGCAGCAGCUCCACGCGGUGCCCCCAACCUGCCCGUCGGGAGCAGCCCCGGGCACUGUGCCCUUCAACCCGCAGCCUAACUUAGACGACCCAGCCGUUUACAACUUUAUAGACCAAGAAGUUUUGAGUGAAUCAAGACUCUCCACCAACCCCCUCCCAAACCCUCAGAGUAGCAUUGCAGAUAACCAGUACUAUGACACCGAUGGUGUCCACGCUGAUGAGCUCUAUCAGUCUUUCCCAUUUGAUAGCAUAUUACAGAGCUUUAACCAUUGA